AUGAAUACAACUCUUAACGAUACUGGGCGGUACAGUUGUAGAACUGAGUUUCAGAGAAGAACUGGAGAGUACAUUGAGUCCCUCGCUUCAGUCACCACUUAUAAUCUGGGGGUAAAAGAAGGACCUGAAGAUGCAGCGUAUCUGGUUGGAGAAAAGGCCGAGCUGACUUGUGAAGUUACCCUUCCCGGCACUGACUCGGAUCACUUGUCAGUAAGAUGGGUGAAAAUCUCCAACAAUCUGGAGGAAUCAGUUCCAGACGAUAGGACCUUCUUUAAUCCCAACCCUGGGAACUCUACCACUGGAAAUUCCACUCUUACGUUACGCAAUGUCUCAAUGAGCGAUGCGGCUGAUUACAAAUGCAUGGCAUCCUAUGUUGUGGAUGGGAAGUCCUUUAAGAAAAAUAGCUCCGUAGCAACAAUUUACGUUAGAGAGUUUAGCAGAUAUCUGGACGAAUUCUCGUUAUUCCACAUCCCCUUCCAUUACGAUCCUGCCAAUGGUUCCAUGUACGAUGAAAAUGCCCCCCACAAUUACAAUGAUACUGACAGUUGGGUAGAUUCGCAUGGUUUUUCCUGUGAGUACCACGGAGACGACAGUGUUGAAGAUGUUUUUUGGUCGGUGGUAUUUUGGAAUGGAACUGUAGAUGCUGAACUUCUGAAUAAUAAUGAGACUGUUUUCCAAAAGGGAUCGUAUGAAAGCAGCAACAACACAUGGUCAACAACACUGUUUUUGUCUCGAAAAUACAUAACCACCAACUACAACGCAUCCCUAACUUGCCACUUUAACUUUACGACUGUUGGCAAACCGAUCACUUCAACGACCGCCUUCUCUGUUCGCGCGAUAAGACCCCUAGUCUCCGAGACUCAGACCAGUAACUCGACAGAAAAUAUCACGUGCAGCUAUGUGGGCACUGAUUCACCACAUUCUAUCACAUGGAUAGUGGAGGGUGCUAUCAUUGUUGAUGAUAGUGAGGAUUAUCACAUUCACGAUGAAUACCAAAUAGGGAAACAGAGAUUUGAUGUACUGACAGUGGCUGACCGUACAUACUCCGAUUCUGACAGGAACAUUACCUGCAAAUACACAUUUACUAGUCCCACUGAUGAAAUGGCAUCAUCCACUCUUCUCGUCUACAGAGGAUUACACUCCAGACUACAGCCGAAUUACUAUCUUACAAGGGACCAGCAGGGUCUUGUGAAUCCUCUUGUGAUGGAAUGUCAACUGGGGGUAGGGGCUGACGGGCCUGCCCCAGACUAUACUACCUGGUAUUUCAAGUACUAUGAAGGACUAUACUUGGACACCGUGGAUCUCAGCAGUAAUCAACAGUUCCAAGAACUAUUCACCAUUUCUACAGACACAGUUCCGACUAACGGUCUCUUCAAAUCAACUGUAACUCUAAAGGCUGAUCUGCCUCUGCAACAAUACAGUCAAAUCCCGCUCGGGGGAUCUGGCAAAUUUGGAAACUAUUCUUGCUCUUUUGAGUUUAAUGAUGAUUCUCAACAGAAAAUAACCUCGGAAACAAUAUUGCACAACAGAAUGGUAGCGGUUGGAGACAUGUCUGGAGACCUCACCAAUGCCACAAUCAGCUAUGGAUACAGUCCUAACUUUUUCAUUCUAACCUGUUAUGUUCAUCCUUACGAAGAUUCAGAUGUUUUUAACGUAACUUGGUCAGGUCCAUCUGACAUUGUAGAAAACUCGGAGACGAGUGAGGAAAGAAGGAAAAUUUCUGAAGGCAUUUACUUAACAUCUCAUUAUCUAAACCUGACCCUACCAACGAAGGAUGACAGCGGAUCUUACUCUUGCGAAUUCGAAUUUCUAUCCGGCCCCUCCGUUCAAGGAAACUUCCCGGAAUUGAAGUUCAACGACAUCAAGAUAACAAAUCCAAACCGUGUGUACGUAACAGCAAGUGGUAUAGAGGUUAAGCUGGAGUGCCGAGUGGACUCUCCUGAGAGACUGGAACUAGGGUGGUACGAUGUUGAUCACGCAGAUUGGAUUACUCCUUCCAAUAUUACCCACGAUGGUGCGACCACUUUGGCAACUUACUUGUUAGAGGUAAACUCAACAGACGACAGAGGUAACUUUAAGUGCGUGCUUGACGAGAACCAGUACAGUAAGGAGAACGUCAGUGUCAUCGUCCUGGACCUCUAUCCGAGCUUUUCCGGGGUGGUUGUCGGUAACGAGAAUGAUGAGGUAAUCCUUACGUGUACUUUGGACUACAAUAAGGACCUGAACAUACCUACCAUUGAGUGGUAUAAAGAUGGUAUACUCUACAACACAGGCAUCACCAGUAAAUUGAAUGACGAAGGAGACAAAUUUGUGAGUGAACUGAAAAUGACAGUUGACUCCAGUGUUGCAGACAAGGACUAUUACUGUGUGGGCAGAUACUCUGAUGUGGUGGCAUCCUCACCUCUCACCAGCGAGAAUGUUACCAUACUAAUGACACAGAUGAUCGCUGAAAGAAACUACAUGAUCGCAGCGGUAGGAGACAACAUUACCCUUAGUUGUACAGCCUACAGUAAACAACCAGAGGACAUCUUCUGGCGCAUAGGGGAUAAAAAUAUAACUGAAAAUGCUGAGAGAGUUGACACGUCAUCCUUAUAUGUCAGUAAAAGUGUUUUGAGGUUUACAAAUUUAACCGCUGACGAUUCUGCGGAUAUUAUCGAGUGUUGGUUCAAGCCUCAAGAAGGUGAAGAGAAGUCCACAAGGAUCACUUUGGAAGUUCUCGAUGUACAGACGAUUGGAAGAGAAGUAAAAAGAGGAGAAAUUGCCAAUCUGACCUGUACAGCAACACCUACAGCUUUCGCUACAAAGAGCGACCUCGCAUUCAACUGGUUCUACAUAAAUAUCAGUACCGGAAUGGAAGUGGAAGUGCCGAAGAACGAGACGUACUUGGUAGCUGAGGGAGAGUCUCAACUAAUGGUGACACGGACCAAUGAUACUGAGUACAGAUGUGCUGUGUACUCUACUAUUCACCAAGACAGUGGUUACGCUAGCAGUAACGUCUCGUUCUACGUAUUCGAUCUAACAAAUCCAAGCGACACCAUAGUGCAUGCGGGAGAUAAGGUCACACUAAGUUGUGGAGUUUCCAACAACAACGGAACACCCUCCUUCAACUGGUACAAAGACGGAAACUCGCAAUCCUUGCACCAGAAUAAUGGGAAUAAUGACUACGAUUACAUUUUGUCAAGAUAUACCUUUGCACCUGAAAGUUUUGGAGAUUCGGGGUCUUAUUAUUGUGAGGUAACGAUGGAGUUUGAUGGUGAAGAUAACGGCCCGUUUAAAUCAGAGAUGGCUUCACUCAUUGUGCGAGAAAUUCGACCCUCAUUCAAGAACGUAACCCUGGUACACAACAACAGAGGAGAAAGAGCAAUGGAGAAGUUGGAAUGUAAAUAUUACGGAGAUAAGGAAAGUGUCCUGUCAGUAUAUUGGGAGACGCCCGCAGGAAGGUACUCUGAUGGGGAUUAUGCUGAAUCUAUAAAGGUUGAGGAUGAUGCCAGUAGCAAUGAUAGUUAUACUAGUGUUCUGUCAUAUUCCCGAAAUGCAAACAACAGCGAUGAAUUCUCCUGUUAUUUCGAAUUAGGACCAUAUGGAGAGUUAAUGGUGAAGAAAACACAAGCAUCUGUCUUCAGUUACACAGACCUAUACAAAUUCACCUACAACCCAACCCAAAUCAAUUACACUUACAACGGAGACGUAGAAUCCCAGGUCACGUGGAUAAUAGAUGGGGAUAUGUAUGAUGAGGGCAAGCAUACACAGUUCACACCUACUACGGAGGUGAACAAAACGUCCAGAAAGUUCCUGUUAGCAGUUGACAUGACUAAGUUUGCUGCGGGAGCUAAACCUGUUGAAGUGAAGGGAAAGAUCGGGUUUGAAAGCGAGAAUGUUACUGUUCCGUAUCCGGAGAAAAACGUGAAUACUACUAUCUAUAAACGAGAUUUUACAACAGAGCUUGACGUUAAAAUUUUAAAGGCUCAUGAUGAAGCAGAGGGAACGUUUACCUGUGUGGUUGCAGGAGAAAACAAGGACUUUACUUUCUCUUGGUUCAUUGGCAACACCCAACUUGUUGAUGCCGACGAUAACAUCGCCUUCACGGACGAAGCAAACCCCACAGACUCCAAAUAUCAACGGAAAUCAGUCCUGACAAUUAGUAACCUCAAUUCGUCUCCCCUUUACAACGACGCGUUAAGAUGUGUAGCAAGCUGGGAGCAACCUGAAACCUUUUCUGUUGAGUCCGUUGCUGAUCUGGACACGGUCGGAGCGAGUAUGGAGCCUAGUUUCUACACGGAGUUAGACGGAAGUGCAGUCCUGACCUGUCUUGUUUGGGGCAAUGAGCCUCCGAAAGAAAUUGUGUGGACAGAUAAGGAUCAAGUGGAGGUGGAGCAAGAUGACAACAGGAUCGAGAUGGGACAUGAUACGAUUAAGACGGGAAUGAACGACGUGCACCUGUACACUCUUAAAUUUGUUUCUCUUCAACAAGCUAACGAGGGUCAAUACACUUGCUAUGUUAAAUUCGAUGACGACUCGGAUAAAUCUAUGGUGACUGAAGUGAACUUCAUAGGUGCUUCAUUUGAGCCAGAGUCCCCUUACUUUAUACACGAUCUGUUGGAAACUAUUCAAUUUACUUGCAAUUAUAAAGGAUUUAGAGAGCCUAAAGGUGUUACCUGGUUCAAAGAUUCAAAGGAAGACGGAAAUAAGCUAUCAAACACAAGUGUCCUGUACGAUAUCGAGACAGGAACAUUUAAAAAUGAUUUUAACACUCAAAAGAGUGUUCUAACAAUAAAAACAAAUAAUAUUGAUGCUAGUGGAGAUUAUAUCUGCGAAUGGGAGACCAAAGAAGGACUUACUGUUUCUGCGACCAUGAUGCUAGCUGUAAGAACAUUACAACCAAAAACUGAGUUGUACUUCAGCACAGAUAAAAUGAUAUCACUGGAGUGUGAAUAUAAGGGCCAAGAGGAGGGAGAAAUGAAAUGGUUUAACGAAUCCAGACUCAUCACCGAAGAAAACGAAAGAACAUCCUUUGCAAAUGGAAACUUCGAGAACAACGCCCAAACGUUCCAACUACAAAUCUCCAAGGUAACGAGAGAGGACGCAGGAAGAUACACCUGCGUCCUCUCAUUCGAAGACGGGGACGAGAUAACAGCUACCACUAAAGCUGUUGUGAGAGAAAGUAGGGUUAUGAGUGAGCACAUGAGCCUCUCUGAUGAGGGGACACUGGUGUACGUGGAGGAUGAUGUGUUAGAGAUGCAGUGUGCGCUGGAGGGGGAUAAGAUUCCUGAUAACGUGCAGUGGUUCUAUGAAGAUAACGAGAUCUACUUUGAUGGAAGAAUGAAGACCGUAGUGAAUGCAGUUUUAAGUCAGGAGAGUUGGGGAGUUAGAUUCUUCAGCAAUGCCACUUUCAAGGGGCAGGAUAGCAUUUCAGAUGGUAAUUACACGUGCAAGUUCUCCUUCUUAGACGAGGAAUCUGCGGGAACUGAAAAGACUUCCUCGACGAAAACUUACGCAAGGGUCUUGGCCAUCGAAGUGGAUGCUGAUAAAACUUGUACAUUUGUCGAUUUCGAAAAAGAGGCAGAUGCUUCCCUGGGAUGUUCACUUGAGGGUGAUAUUGAAUCUGUUGGAGUUGAGAUAAAAGCUGCUGUGAUGUCCCUCCCAGAUGAUGGUUCAACAAGGUUAUUGGAGGUCUCAAAGAACCCUGAUUAUACGGUCGUCAAUGUGACAUCAGAGAAUGACGGGAUUUACAAAUGUGGUUUUAUAAUGGACUCAGAGGGUCAUCCAGAAUUUUCUGCGACUCAGCGAUUGACGGCAAGAAGGGCACUUCUAGAUUUGAUAAGCUCCAGCAGAAUGGUGGUCUCUGGGACAACGCUCACUCUCGAGUGUUACAUCGAGGGAGGAGCCAAAUCUAUCUCCUGGUACGAGGACGAUGUUGAGAUCCGUAAUUUCGAAGAGCGCUACACCGAUCACUUGGAGAAUGGUCACAUCGAACAGAUGUCUAUCUCCUUCCAAGUACCCAGCACCGACAGUAACACCACUAAAAGUUACAAGUGUAGGGGGAUGAUAUAUGACGAAUUCUGUCCUCGACAAAAAGAGUUUGACUCUGCAGUAUCACCGAUUGAAGUGAUCCCAGCUAAACCCCUUCAGAAUCCUUCAAAUGGAUUCGCUUACGAAGGAGAGAGUCACGUGUUCACCUGUAGGUUCCCUGACGCAGGGGAUGGGGGACUUUACAAUGUUUACUGGAUGUUCAACGACCAGAGAAUCCUCAAUAACGGAGACUACUAUGACAAUGGGAAGCGUGUGAUAAAUGGAGAAAUAGAAACGUUUGCCAACAGAUCUGGAAAUGAGUUGGAUCAGAUUGAUACUCGUUACAGAAUCCACUCAAUUGAUUCUAAAGCUAAAGGGAAGUACAAGUGCGGGAUUAGCUGGAGAAACGGUGUUUCUAUCAAAUCAGACUCCGCCAUCCUGGAAAUUCGUGAAAUCUCACAACCUCCGCACGUUGUUAAUGUAGUUUUCAACGCUGACGCUAAAUUAAACUGCAGUGCAGCAGCUGACAAAGCGGCCAACAUCACAUUCUACAAGUUGGGCGAGGGAAGUGAUAACUCAACAUUGGUUGAUGGAACAACUCAAACAGACAACGCAGACCAAAACCCCGACAUUGUGGUAACCGAGGGUGAGGUUAUUCUAUCUUCGGUUGAUGAUACCAGUCCGGGUUAUUACUACUGUAAUGUCACGUGGGGUAAUAAGAGUCUGACGUCAGACCCAGUUUAUCUGAAUGUGUUUGAGACCUAUGAAGAUGGGAAUGACACGUGGGGUGCCCAGGGUAACGUGGUUAGGCUUGAGUGUCAGUCUGACGCUGCAUUGAGGACAGACGGAAACAAAACAUCUUAUCUGGACGAGAAAAAUAAAGUUGUGUUCGCUGAAGCCAGUGUAAAUUGGAAGUACAAAGGGCCCUCUGAAGCUAACUUCAAAGAUAUCGAUGAAAAUAUUCAGCAUACCACAGAGAAUUCCUGGAUCGGAUUUGACGGCUACAGAAGAAGUGAAAUUAUCAUCGGUCCGAUUAAACGGGAGUACAACGACCUCGAAUUCGCGUGCUCUGUGGAGUAUCAGGACGACGAAAAACACAAUUUCUAUGGAGGAACCACUAUGUCCAAACCAACUAAGCUGAGGAUUUCAAGUAUUCAAUCAUUCACAUCUUCUCAAAACGAAAUUAUUGUCGGUGAAACCUUCGAGCUCACUUGUACAGUGAUCGGAAAAGAAGUACCAGACUUCCGUAUAACGAACGACGGCAGAUUCCUGGACGCAUCCAGAUACAAUAUCAUCAGCAAAUCAGUUGAAAGUCCGAAUGAGUUGCUUCAUCUUGCUAAGUUCAAAAUUACAACAAAGGUAGCGACAGUGAUCCAAGGAGGACAAGACUUUUAUUGUUCGGUUGACUUUGGAACCAGUACCCCUGAGCUGAGAGAGAAGAUAACUAUCACCACUAACUACGAUUGUAGGAAGGCUAAGAUCAGUGUACUGGGGAGACAACCUGACGGUCAGACGAUAACCUACAAGGAUGAAGAAGGAGACAGAAAAGCGACAGUGCAAUGUCCUGCUGACACUGCUGACACUAAAUACUCUGUAUACGAGAGCGCACAAGCGAAGAAGGAGUCAGAAUGUAGAAAAGAGACAGGUUUCUACGAUCCACCCUACCUUGGAACCUGUUUAGAGACCCAUGCGUUCGAGAGUGGCAGAUUUGAACAAGUCUGGAGUUUAUCAAGUGCUGGAGGAACUUAUUGUACAGACAGUGUGCAAGGACAGUUUUCCAAAAAGGAGAUGACAGAGGCUUUGACAACAGACAAUAGUCUAUGUGGACCCUACCCUAUUGUACCAUGCUUGCAAAAUAGUAAGUGCACGCUGGACGUGUCCAACACCGGCUGCAGAUGGGACGACUCUACUAAGAAGCUGUACGUGUUCUACCAAGUGGACUUCAAUGAUCCCGUUUGGAAAAUACAAGAGAGGAAGGACCUGACAAACCCACAAUCCGGAACUAAAAUUAAGUUCUGGGACUGUCCCGAUACUUUGCUGAAUCCUAAAAAGAGGACCAUAUCAAAACGGGGCAAGCUUUUCGAGAGAAUGGUCGCUGACCAGGACUCCGACAUGGUGAUCGUAUUGAAUUUGGAUGGAAGAAGCUACAGCACAUUGGGGAUUGGUAUUGCUGGGUUUAUUGUGGCAGCUGUUCUUGUUGGCGCAUUCUUGUACAGGAGAAGGUACACGAAAGAAAACCCGAAUAUGGUUGUUGGAACGGAACAGUUCGAGAUGACAAACAGAUCAGUGGUGGUGACAAAUCCUUACAGCUUGUGAUUUAGUUGCAGCUACGAUACUGGUCGGUAAGUCGCGCGACACCUGGUCGGUACGUCGCGCGACACAUCCCGCAGUAUGAUCAAUUUGAUAAACUUAAAGAGAGACAUGGUACAGGCUUUAUUGCGUGAAAAAUCUUGUUGCUAGUGGCAGUGUCUGUCAGCCUCUAAGUCAUAAUCUGUAGUAUACCCAAAUGAUUUUAUUAAGUCUCAAGACUUCGAUGACAAAACGUUUUAAUUUCAGGCACAAUAAACUGUUCAAUUCAUACUUGAGUUUAAAAUUCACAUCCGUUUUAUAACUUAAAAUUCGAAUUUAAUUUGAGUUAUAAUUAAAUUCAUAUAUAUAUAUAUAGGGGGGCCAAAAGUCAAUACCCAUACGUUGGGAUGAUGAUUAAUCCCUAAACUGAAGCAUAUGCUGAAACCUAACGAAAAAUUAAACAAACUUCCUUAUAUGGUCAUAUCACGUGAUCGAAACAGUUUUCCGCCGAUAUCUCGCUAGGGGAGCAUUUUAACCCUAUGUCAUGUGGGGUGAUUCGGAAUCAGCGUUCGAAAAUACAUCGAAGCAGGUAGAUUUCAACUGUCAGGGGCCCUAAGCCCUUUUAGAAAAAUCUCGAAGAUCGACUGUAGAGUGAUUUAGCACGCUCGUACUCAAUGAUUACCCAAUUACGACACCGUAAUUGGGCUCUCUGCACGAUUCCCAUGUAAUAAUGCGGAUCUACUAGCCUCAACCUAAUCACCAGAUCACACGUAACACGUAAUGAACAUAAUAACAGACUUGUUAUGCUUCAUAUCUCGGUCAUCUGAAAAGCUAAAACUCUCAUUUUUUCAGGACAAACGUAAUUUAAGUAAUCUGACCAAACACCAUUAUAUAUAUAUAAAUUUUAGCCGUGCUACACGUCACUUAUUUUGUGCCUUGUGGUAAAAGUGUUGUUAUCUUCAAAAUUAAUAUUUUUACCUCCUGA
Bolinopsis microptera is the source of this 9283-nucleotide messenger RNA. RefSeq lists its product as uncharacterized. NCBI's taxonomy places the organism in Eukaryota, Metazoa, Ctenophora, Tentaculata, Lobata, Bolinopsidae. The coding region runs from base 1 to 8325 and encodes 2774 amino acids. Gene Ontology annotation, molecular function: cell adhesion molecule binding. Gene Ontology annotation, cellular component: plasma membrane; cell-cell junction. The transcript is spliced from 40 exons. The record is from RefSeq and is a predicted model, not a curated record. Gene Ontology annotation, biological process: cell-cell adhesion.